This is a messenger RNA of Pseudophryne corroboree (corroboree frog), 2562 nucleotides long. RefSeq names its product perforin-1-like. Gene Ontology annotation, molecular function: wide pore channel activity. NCBI's taxonomy places the organism in Eukaryota, Metazoa, Chordata, Amphibia, Anura, Myobatrachidae. Gene Ontology annotation, cellular component: membrane. Gene Ontology annotation, biological process: immunological synapse formation; T cell mediated cytotoxicity; defense response to virus. The record is from RefSeq and is a predicted model, not a curated record. The transcript is spliced from 3 exons. Bases 29 to 1663 code for a protein of 544 amino acids.
UAAGAAUUAUCUACAUAGCUAUCAGAAUAUGUUCUUCAUGGUCAUUCUUCUCCUUUGUGUCCCUUCUACCUCCACCCAAAGUCACCCCCCACUCACCUACGCCUGUCGGACUGCUAAGAAAGCAGAAUGCAAUAAACUCCACUUCGUGCCCGGUCACAACCUUCUAGGAGAGGGACUGGACAUUGUGACAAUGAAGAAGACGAGAGCGUACCUGGUAAAUCUACAGAAGUAUGAAACCCCUGAUGAAACGUGCACUGUGUGCAACAACCCAUACAUGAAUAAAUCUUGGCAGAAGGUGCCCCUUGGUGUGGUAGAUUGGAAGCCCCUGUCGUACUGUGAGAGGAAGAUCAGCAGUGGGGUCUCUCAGACUGCAACGUCCUUAGCUGAGGAAUCUGCAUCCAAUGUGGAGAAAAACUGGGAGGCCGGACUGGAGCUCAAUCAUAAAUUGGCCAAUGCCAAGCUGGUACUGGCUGGAUCCCAGUCACAGCUGGCACAGUUUGCUCAAAGUAAGACCAGCAAUGACCGCUACACCUUCAUCAAGCAGCAGCUGAGUUGCCUCUAUUACAGCUUCCGCCUCUCGCACAGACCUCCGCUGACCAAUCACUUCUAUCAAGCCUUGAAAUCGCUGCCAGCCACCUAUGACACAAAGACCAAAGCACAAUAUAAUCACCUAAUCAGCAAUUAUGGGACCCAUUACAUCCGGCAGGCAGAUGUGGGGGGCCGAGCGGUAGAUGUCACUGCAGUCAGGACCUGCCGAGUGACCAUGGAUGGCAUGUCAAUGGAUGAGCUGAAGGACUGUCUGAGCCUGGAGGCCUCAGCUGCCGUCACCGGCAAGGUGGAAGCCAAUGUCAAAACCAGCGCGUGCAAAGAUCUGAGCCAGAAAGCCACCGAAGGACAAAGCUUCCACCAGACAUUCAAUGACAGGAGCUGGCAGAUAAGUGGUGGGAAAAUUACAUUCGAUCAGUUAUCCUUUGACAUAAAGAACACAGAAAGCGCCACAGCUUUUGACACAUGGAUGGACAGCCUAAAGACAAACCCUGAUACCAUCUCCUAUGCCCUGGAACCCAUCCACAAUCUUGUCAGAUUCAAAGGGCCACAAAAGGAGAACCUCAGGAAGGCCAUCAGUGACUACAUCAUGGGGAAGGCGCUAAGCGGGAAUUGUUCCUGCCCCGCGGGUUCCGUGCCGAGUGCUGGGGCAGAGUGUACAUGCGUGUGUCAUGGCGGUCAGGGAGGUCAAGGUAUGAGCACUAACUGUUGCCCUUCUAAAAGAGGACUAGCCAAAUUAGUGGUAACUAUACAGAAGGCCACAGAUCUCUGGGGUGAUUACGGAUCUAAGACCGAUGCGUAUGUGAAAUACAGUUUUGGGGUGCAAGGUGGUCAGACUCCGACAAUAUGGAACAAUAAUAAUCCUACAUGGAAUAUAAGGUUUGAGCUUGGGGUUGUACAACUGAGCUCUGCAUCCAUCUUGAAGGUGGAGGUUUGGGAUGAAGAUAACAGAUAUGACGAUGACUUGCUUGGGUCGUGUCAGAAACCCAUCGGCAGUGGAGAGAAGCCCGAGCUCUGUUAUCUACAGCAUGGGAGUGUGAUGAUUAAAGUCAGUGCACAAUGCAUGUCUCACCUGACCGGCCCGAGCUGCAGGGAAUACGUAGCUUCAACCAACUAGCGUUCUGUGGGUGUUUCCUAGCUGUCAGGUGCACUGGGAGGCAAUGAAAGGGAUAUAUACAAGAGCAUUACAAUUUCUAUGUGUAAUAUACAUCCACUCACAGUACAAUCUUAUCCUUGCCUAGAUAAUUGUAACCUACUGUUCUUCCGCCUAUCAACUCAAUACCUCUGCCACCUCCGUGUGCCAGUCCUAUACAAAAUCAAGUUCAAACUCCUCUCACACACCUUCAUCAGAACCCACAGUCUGCUGCUCUCUACAUCUAAUGCUCAAUAUCCACACAUUCACUCUCCUGUCCACUUCUCAUUGUCAAGGACUGUGGCCUCACUUCCUCCCUGAUCACCAUCUAUCCUUGUAUGAAGCAGAACCUUAUGGCUUGUUCCUAAAGUUCUUCAAACAAAGUGAAAGUAACAAAUGCCCAUUGUCUUAAGGUUUUUAACUUUAGAGCACGUCCACCAAGUAUGAUGCCAUGGGACUUGGAGGAACAAGCCAAGAAGCAUGGUAUCCUGAUGGGGUAUUUCAGUUGGGACAGUAGCAAUAGCCCGUACUUUUCCAGAAACUGCAAAUGGAGUGAUUGAGAGGACUGUUGAUGAUGGAAAAGGGCAAUGAGGAGAUGAGGGAUGAUUAGCGAGGUGCGAGGUAACAGGGUAGCAAACCGUUGCGUAAAACAAGGUUCAUGCAGAAGACUCUUAUUAUACCUUAAUUUGAAAUGUAAUCGAUUCAAAGUAAAGAUUGUUUAAUGGAAGAAUUAAAUGGUUAAAACUUUAAGUUUAAUUUAUUAAAUGCUAUUUGGUGUUGUCAUGCCCCCACUUUUGCAAAAAGGCCAAAAAGUUUAUUUAAAAAUAAAAAGUACACGCACAGUUUUGAAUUAAGCUUUGAAUAAAACAUUCGUGGCUCCCAAA